CCCUACGGACGCAUGCUUGGAAGACAUGCGCUUUGCGGCAAAGUCCUCCUUUUCUCCACACACGCUUCUAAGCCUCGGCACAUCUCCUCACAUCGCUACUAACUACACUUUAUUCAUCUUCCGUGUCAGGAUAAAUUCCACUCGUCUCAGCCAAAUUUGGAGAUUAUUAGGCCCGUUUAGCUUGAUAGUUGUUUGAGCGCGCCAAUUAGCUUAGCAUGCUAGUUAGCUUAGCUUGUUAGCCGCUAACAAAGAGACGCGGAUUUGAUCAACACAUCGCUUAGUUAAGCUCAAGUGUGAGUGUAAAGUGUUGUGAUUGUGUGAAAAUGUGCGAAAGAACGAUAGCAAAGUAUGAGGAAGAACUUUGUUGUGUGAAAAUGUGUGAAAGAACGAUAGCAGAGUACAAAGAGGAACUUUCUCGGACAAAAGAAGAGAACGAGAGACUACGUCAACUAUUGGAAGCUGUUUUCAAGAAACCUCAAGUUGUGUUACACAGAACAGACCUCAAUAAAGAACAUCUUCCUCAUGAGCAGGAAGAAGAGCCACAGCCCCACCACAUUAAAGAGGAAAAAGAGGUACCACAUUCCCAACACAUUAAAGACGGAGGAGAGGACCCACAGCCCCCCCACAAUAAAGCGAAACAUGAGACGCCACAGACCCAUAAUGUUAAACUGACCCUUCACAAUAAAAGGCAAGCGGAGGACCCACUGAUCUUACACAUCAAAAAGGAAGAGGAGGAUCCACUGACCCCUCACUUUAAGGAGCAAGAGAACCGACUGACCCCUCACAUUAAAAAGGAUGAGGAGGACCCACUGACCCCCUGCUUUAAAGAGGAAGAAGAGGACCAAGAGCCGCCGCACAUUAAAGAGGAAGAGGAGGAAGAGGGCAUCAGUCAGCCUAAAUGGUUGGAGGAGUUCCCAGUGACUGGUGUCCCUGUGAAGAGUGAAGAUGAUGAGGUGAAAGGUGAAAGUGAGGAGAGGGGAGGGGGGGAGCCUCCAAGCAGCAGCUCAACACAACACAUGACAACAGAAGCUGAUGGAGACCACUGUGGAGGAUCACAAGCAGACAAGCUCUUAGCUCCACUAUCAGAUAGUGAGGACACAACGUCACACUCUCCUGACACUGAUGAUGAAGACUCUAAAGAUGAUAAGACAUGUCACACUGACAACACUCACUUCGCAUCUUCUCUCUGUCACAAAACCCUUAAAUACCGUAGUAGUCUGAAAACACACAUGAGAACACACACUGGAGAAAAACCUUUUUCAUGUUCAAUCUGCGGUAAAGAUUUUACUCAGAGGCCAGAUUUUAAAGUACACAUGAGAACACACACUGGUGAAAAACAUUUUUCCUGUUCAACCUGUGGUAAAGGUUUUACACACAGUAGCAAAUUGAAAAGACACAUGAGAAUACACACUGGUGAAAAACCUUUUUCCUGUUCAAUCUGUAGUAAAGGUUUUACACGAAGUCAGAGUUUGAAAGAACACAUGAGAACACACACUGGUGAAAAACCUUUUUCCUGUUCAAUCUGUGGUAAAGGUUUUACACAUACUAACAAAUGGAAAAGACACAUGAGAAUACACACUGGGGAAAAACCUUUUUCCUGUUCAACCUGUGGUAAAGGUUUUACACGAAGUCAGGGUUUGAAAGAACACAUGAGAAUACACACUGGUGAAAAACCUUUUUCCUGUUCAACCUGUGGUAAAGGUUUUACAGAAAGUCAGAGUUUGAAAGUACACAUGAGAACACACACUGGUGAAAAAUCACAUUCCUGUUCAAUCUGCAACAGAAGCUUUAGUGAGCGAUCAACCCUUGUAGCACACAUGAGAAGACACCCAGGAGAGAAAGUGUUGAGUUGCAGUGUGUGUGGUGAAAGAUUGUCUUCUAAGUACCAGUGUAAGAAACACAAGUGUGCUGGUGAGAACAGCAGCAGCAAAUGAAACUGCAGGAUUUGAAAUAAACUGUCCAGACUUUCAUUUUGACUUUCUAACAACAUCAGCACAUAUAACAUGUGUGACAUUGUUGUUUGUCUAACAAUCUGGUUAAUAUGAUCUUUACAUUUAUAGAUUACAUAGUUUGAAAUAUAAAAGUAUUACAUAUUUGUACUUGUAAUUGUUGAUAACCCCAUAGAUUAUCACCUUUAUAUGAUAUACAUAUGUACUGGUUCACAUCUGAAACAUAUUCUGGACCACUUCAGGAAGCAUAUUAUUAUUUACUUUAUACAUCAUUUAAACAGUUGUCUUUUAUACAAUUUUAAAAUGUGUGACUUUAUGAAUCAUUUGUUGGGUCUCUGUAAUCCAUGUUAUUAAUAAUCUUCAUUACUCUCUUUUGUAAUAAGAUGAUUGUGUUGUGAUUAUUUUAUAUGUAUGUCCCCAGACCUUUAUGCAAUAUAAAAGUGAGAGAAAAUGGCUGAAUUGUUUGAGGAAGGAUUUAUUUUGUUUUUGUUUUUUUUACAAACUGACAUUUGUGGAUAAAACAAAAAUUCCCAUUAAUGGGUUUCAAUUUUUUUUUAAUGUAUGUAUUCUUUUUAAACAUCCACAAAACUAUAUCGACAUGAAUCAAAGUUCAGAGUGUCAGUAAAAAGCUAAUAUUGUACAUCAUCCCACAGAUAUUUACUUUGCAUUCUGUUGGAGCCAAAUUUCUUUAUUUGUUUAUUUAGUUUUUAUUUAGUUUUCUGUAAUUGAUUGCUGGCCUCAGGUCAUGCUGAAUUUCCUUUUCGGCAGAUUGCUCCGCCCACUUCCUCUUGAGAACCAGGAGAUGUUGACAGGGAUGGGACCGUUGCUAUGGUGCGGUUGCUAUGGUAACGUCAUUUAAUUGGGUUCAGGUGGGAACACUGGAGGGGCGACUGCAUGGAGGACACAAACUGUUUACAAGCUUGCUGUGUGUGGUCAGGUCUCACUGCUGUGACAAUGUUGCAUCCAAGUCAAGGUCAGCAUACUUUAUGUUCUACAGCCUACAUGUCAUUUCAGUUUGAUAGCCAAAAAUAAACUGAUUGUCAUAUCCAAACAUA
Nerophis ophidion (straightnose pipefish) is the source of this 3004-nucleotide messenger RNA. Its product is annotated as zinc finger protein 391-like. The coding region runs from base 324 to 1934 and encodes 536 amino acids. The transcript is spliced from 2 exons. The record is from RefSeq and is a predicted model, not a curated record. Gene Ontology annotation, cellular component: nucleus. NCBI's taxonomy places the organism in Eukaryota, Metazoa, Chordata, Actinopteri, Syngnathiformes, Syngnathidae.